AGCAAUUUCGCUGUUGCGGACACUUUGCGAGGUAUUUUGUAUCACCCGUGGAAAAAAAGAAAAAAAAAUCCAAUGCAUCCUUUUAAAUACGGACAUUUUUAAUUGAUCUUUGUUUUUAAGACUUUAAAAACAGACUCUUCUGAUUCUGGACAUAUGAAUAUUGAUACAAAUCGAUGUCGAUUUAAUUACAAAUAAUAAUAAGUAAAAGUUAAUUUGCACUUUGCUUAAAUUGACGCAGAUGAAACUACCGUUCGCAUUUGUUUAGCUAGCUAAUAGCUGAAUCUCAGCAAUAGUUACUGUUUUAUACAUAUUUGCUGCAUGCAUUUCUGCAAUUCUAACUUAUUGCACUUGUUUCAAAGGCGGAAUAAGAGGAAACAAACGUUAGCUAGCUUCUGGAAAUCACUCUUUGUGAUUAGCUGGCUAGCUAGCCACCCAGCAAGCCAUAUCUUUCCGCAGUUCAUCAAGCAAUAUUUUACCAAAUUAUUGGUAUAAUUUGCACUCCCUGGACACCUCGUACCUUUCCACUAGUAUUGUUGGGAGAUUGUAUUUUAUUUAUUUAUUUUAAACAUUGUUUUAUUCUGAGUUGGAAUCUAACCUUUCCGAUUAACGUCGAGGCUAACUGGCUAGGUAACUUGCUACACAAAAUGAUGCGGUUACCCAAAGGAAUCUACCCGGCUUCAACCAAAGGUGCCGUCGGACUGUCGGGUUCGCAAAAGAAAGUUCUAGUGAACACGGAGUUUUUCAAUACCGGACACGCCAGCCCGCACGUUAACUCCGUACCGGCCGGCUAUUUCACGCAAAUUUGCAACACUACCGCCGCGGACCAGCGAGCCAACUGUCUCUAUGCAACACCCCACGGACCCGAAGCAAAGCCAGUCCGAUCUUCCUCCGGGAGACUACCGGCCAAGAGGAAGCUGGAUCUGGAGGACCCCUCGUACCUGCCUGACUUCCGUACCCCAAAAGGGAAGGGGUGCGCUGCCCCCCUCCCCAGCCCCCAGACCCCCAAGUCGCCAGGGGAGCGCACCCGCUACGACACCUCGCUGGGCCUCCUCACCAAGAAGUUCGUGGGCCUCCUCAGCGAGUCGCCGGACGGGGUCCUGGACCUGAACUGGGCCACGGAGGUUCUGGAGGUGCAGAAGAGACGCAUCUACGACAUCACCAACGUGCUGGAGGGCGUGCAGCUCAUCCGCAAGAAGUCCAAGAACAACAUCCAGUGGAUGGUGGGCGGUGUGUUCGAGGGCUCGGCGGGCGGGUCGGAGAAAGCGCGCUCUCUGCGGAAGGAGCUGGGUGACCUGGAGAGGGCGGAGAAGGCUCUGGAUGACCUCAUCCAGUCCAGCACCAAUCAGCUCCGCCUGCUGACGGAGAGCCAGGACAACCAGAGGCUGGGAUACGUCACCUACCAGGACAUCCGGUCCAUCGCCAGCCUGCAGGACCAGACGGUCAUCGCCGUGAAGGCGCCGUCCGAGACCAAGCUGGAAGUGCCGGAGUCUCACGGGGAAGCCCUGCAGAUCUACCUGAAGAGUAAGAACGGCCCCAUCGAGGUCUACCUGUGUCCUGAGGAGGGCCAGGAGGACGGGAGUCCGCUGAAGGGCACCAGCGCCACGCCCAAAAAACAGCGCCCCCCACCCGUCUCAGAGCCGCCCCAGUACGCUGUCAAACAGGAGCCCCAGGAAGCUGAGACCCUGAAGCCCGCGGGGGCAGUAGCGGUAGCCCCAGACCCCUCGCGCCCCCUGCUGGACGUGGAGGGUCUCCUGGGCCUGCCUCCCAGCCUGCUCCAGAUCACCGAGGACCAGCUGCCUGGCUCCGCCUUCCCGCCCGAGGGCCCCGCCCCCUUCGUCAGCUUCUCCCCGCCCCUCGACCACGACGACUACCUCUGGAGCCUGGACAGCAGCGAGGGCGUGUCCGACUUCUUCGACACCUACGACCUGGGUGACCUGCUCAGGAGCUGAGACUGCCGUGCCCCCUGACCCCC
Conger conger (European conger) is the source of this 1972-nucleotide messenger RNA. RefSeq names its product E2F transcription factor 2 (gene e2f2). NCBI's taxonomy places the organism in Eukaryota, Metazoa, Chordata, Actinopteri, Anguilliformes, Congridae. Gene Ontology annotation, molecular function: protein dimerization activity; RNA polymerase II cis-regulatory region sequence-specific DNA binding; DNA-binding transcription factor activity, RNA polymerase II-specific. The record is from RefSeq and is a predicted model, not a curated record. The coding region runs from base 645 to 1949 and encodes 434 amino acids. The transcript has 7 exons. Gene Ontology annotation, cellular component: RNA polymerase II transcription regulator complex. Gene Ontology annotation, biological process: regulation of transcription by RNA polymerase II.